This is a messenger RNA of Nicotiana tabacum (common tobacco), 1184 nucleotides long. Its product is annotated as (+)-borneol dehydrogenase 1. Lineage: Eukaryota; Viridiplantae; Streptophyta; Magnoliopsida; Solanales; Solanaceae. The record is from RefSeq and is a predicted model, not a curated record.
AGCUUUUUGACCUCUCUCUCUUUCUCUCUCUCUCUCUUAACGUAAUUAACGGAUUAACCUACCCUUGAAAUGGAAACUUAAGACCAUAUUUUCUUAAUUACACCGUCCACCUCUAUAUUUUCAUACUGCUUUGUGCGACUUCACAGAUUUGGUGUGACUUUAAUUUCUCAAGGGGCUGUAAAACACUAGUACGAUACUCAACAACAAUAAGAGGUGCCUUACUAUCAUUUCUCUCUGAAGAAGAAGAAGAGAACUUGCUUAGGGUAAGAUCAAGGGUCAUGUAUAUUUCCAGAUCCUUGCUUCUUCAAACUCUCAGCAAGAAGUUCUCUACCCAAAUAGAAAGGAAAUUAGAAGGCAAGAUAGCAGUAAUCACUGGGGCAGCAAGUGGCAUAGGGAAAGAAACCGCAGCCAAAUUCAUUAAUCAUGGAGCAAAAGUAGUUAUCGCCGAUAUACAGAGACAGCUCGGCCAAGAAACCGCAAGUGAGCUCGGACCAAACGCCACAUUUGUGCCAUGCGACGUCACAAAAGAAUCUGAGAUUUCCGACGUAGUGGACUAUGCCGUUUCCCAACAUGGACAGCUCGACAUAAUGUACAAUAAUGCAGGGAUAGCGUGUCGAACAUCGCCAAGCGUAGUUGACCUUGACCUUGCACUAUUCGACCGUGUCAUGGCCAUUAACGUACGAGGCGUGGUGGCGGGAAUCAAGCACGCCGCGCGUGUGAUGAUCCCGCGGGGCCACGGUUGCAUUUUGUGCACGGCUAGUGUAACCGGGGUGAUCGGAGGACUCGCGCAACCUACUUACUCAACUUCCAAAUCAAGCGUGAUAGGAAUUGUAAAGUCUGUGACAGCGCAGCUGUGCAAGCAGGGAAUAAGAAUCAAUUGCAUAUCUCCAUUUGCUAUUCCAACACCCUUUUCAUUGGACGAGAUGAAACAAUACUUCCCUGGAGUGGAAUCUCAGGACCUUGCUAAAAUCUUACACAGUGCUAGUGAGCUCAAAGGAGCAUAUUGUGAGCCCAUUGAUGUAGCCAAUGCUGCCCUUUUCUUGGCUAGUGAAGAUGCUAAGUUUAUUAGUGGCCACAAUUUGGUAAUAGAUGGCGGUUUCACCUCAUUUAAAAGUUUAAACUUAGUAGAUCAAGUGCAGUGACGUUCCAUAUAAAAUUGAUAUGGCAUUUGAUUCUUUUCUAGA